UAUUGACUGUGAGGUCGCGGACCCUGCUUGAUUUACGUAGACGGUUUCGCAUAAAUGCUUGUUUUUACACGACUUUCUUCACCCUCUUGCUGUUUGUUUUUUUUUUCUUCGUUCCGGAGUUUGUAAAGUUUUAAGAAAGCAUCUCUUCAGACGAAAACCCAGGCAAUGUACUUGCACGCAUUCUUGAGGAGACUUGUUUUUCUGCUGGUCUGUGCAUUGGCUUGGUACCUGGGACAACUGGUUGCAAACGUUUUGCCCCCAGAGGCCUUGUCAUUAGCAGCUAGUAGCAUUCAUAGUGUUUUGGAGCGACCUGUGUUGAGAGCACCACCUCCUAAACGGCAGAAGUGCGAUCAUUGGACACCUUGCCCUCCAGAACAUUUUGCCUAUCGGAUACUAAGUGGUGCAAAUACCAUGAAGCAUCCCAAAAUCUGUUUUGAAGAUGAACUCCUAAUGGGGGAGGAGAAAGGUAACACAGGAAGAGGAAUGAAUGUUGCAAUAGUCAAUGCAAUAUCUGGUAAAUUUCUUAAUGCAGAAAGCUUUGACAUGUGGGAAGGAGAUUUUGCUGGAAAAAUGCUUCAAUUUAUGAAGGAUAUCCCACAAAAUUCCAUUGUCUUGAUGGCAACCCAUGAUGAAGGAAGUACCAGGCUAUCCAGUGAUAUUAAGACAGAGAUUACCAAUCUUGGCAGUAAGGAGAUUCAGAAGAUUGCUUUUCGAUCAAAUUGGGUAUUUAUAGGAGCAAAAGGAUUUGUGCUUCCUACUAACAUCAGAUCAGAACAGAUAAAUCAUUCUGACCAAGCAAAAAACAGGUAUAGUGGCUGGCCAGCAGAAGUCCAAAUAGAAGGCUGCAUUCCAAGGAUAUAUCAGCGAAGUUAAUAUUGUGGUAAUUCUGAUUCAGUAAGGUUAGAAAAACACUGUUAAUAUUCCAGAUGCUACAUGAAUUUGCCUUUACGAAGGGUGAAACGGCACUGCUAUGCAGACUUUGGCCCUCACCAAACUCAGGAAUUCAUGUUUAAAUGUGUAUCUGUUAUAUGGAUCAGAGCUUGAAAUUGUUCAGAAGUAAAUGAAGACGUACAAUAUAUUGUAACUGUUCAUAUCAUAAAUCAUCUGACUUUCAACAACGUUUUGGUGUUUAUAUACAAUAUGGUGUAUCCAAGAUUGUGUUGAACAUAAGUGUCUAAAAUAAUUAACAGAUAAACUCGUGGGUACUGUUCACAUAGCACAAGAGUAGACAAUCUGUAUUUACAUUUCAAAAAAUUCAGCCAUUGUCAAUUAAAAAAAUAUUACCUCACUGAUUCCUACAUAUUUGUUUUUCUUGGAUGUCAAAGUAAAACUGAGAUACAACAUUUUGCUCAAAAUAUUUGAUUUGUGCAAAGUGUCCAAGGCUGUCAUGGAUAUAACUGGGUCAACAAGUAAUUAGUACAUCAAUAAUAGUCAUUGGUAGAGGAAAUGCCAAAACUGGAACCAUUCAGCCAAACCCAGCUGUGGAUUAUAUACUUCAUAUACAGUGCCUAGAAAAUGUAUUCAGCCCCGUCACCUUUUUCCACAUAAAUGAUUUCUAAAAUCCUUGGAUUUUUGAUUAGAUUUUUUAUUUAUAAGUUAAACACUUUUUCACAGUGCUGUCAAAAAAAGAAAGAAAACUGCAAGCAUUAAAAAUUGAAUUUCAAAAACUGAAUUGACAACAGUUUGUAAGAAUUCAUCACCUUGUUCAGUUAUUGGUUGUACCACAGCUCACACCUAUAACAGUUAGUAGUCUUUUUGGACAAGUCUCUAUUAUGUUUACACAUGAUAUAGCGAGAUUUGUCCAUUUCAAUCUGUGCUAGGUAAGUUGGGGAGUGGAGAUGGACAGCAAUGUUUAGGUCUUACCGCAGAUGUUUGAUGGGGUUCAGGCCAGGACGCUGACUGGGACACUCAAACAAAUUGGGUUUCCUCAUUAAAAGCCACUCCCUUAUUGCAGUGGCAGUUUACUUUGGGUCAUUGUCGUACUGAAAGACAAAGUUCCUCUCUAGUUUACAAUUUCUGGUAAGUCUUCCUUCAGGAUUUGUCUGUAUUCUGUAUAGCAUGUUUCUCCCCAUCAGUCCUCACCAGAGUGCAACUCUCAGCUGCUGCUGCUGAAAAGUGUCCCUACAACAUGAUGCUGUCAGCUGGCUGAUGUGCAGUGUUAGAUUUACACCACACAUACUGACUUAGUGUUAAAGCCAAAAAGUUCCACUUUAAUCUCAUCAGAACCCAAGACCACACCUUUGCAACAUCUCUGAUGUAACGUUUUGCCAGUUUGUCGUCUUUUCAUUUUUGGCAUUCUUACAAAAAAAGAGCCCUUUUUGUGCAGUGCCUUGGAGGUUGUUGAGCUGUGAACAUCCUCUUCAGCUACAGUCACUUACUUCUGUAAUUUAGUCAGUGACCGCAGGCAUUAAAGUAUGUUCUCUGACGAGUGUCGUUCUUCUUCAGCAGCUAAAUUUAGAGGAGUAAGGUUGUGUGGAUGUAGUUUAACAUUUUCCACUUUCAUAUCAUGGACUCUUUCCCCGAUCUGUGCUUCUUUAAAAUGAUAUGGCUGAUUUGCUCAGUUGUCUUCAUUUUGGUUUGUUGUAUGGAAAAUCUCUACCAUACUACUGGACCUCAGCAAUAGAAGGUGUAGUUAUCGUCAGAAAUUAAUUUAGAAUAGCUGAUCAUGCCAUUGAUGGUGUCCUGUUGUGCCAGCAAUGAAUUUUGUAGCUUGGUAAGGUAAUAGCAAAGCCUUAUAUUUACAAACGGUAUGAAUACUUUUUAAAUUUCAUAACGAUGAUUUUCUUUUUAAUAAAUUGUUAAUGUUUUCAAUUUGUUUCUGUUGUAAUGGUGCACGCUGUAUUGUAGAUCAGCUAGACAAAUCUGAAUUUGAAUAUGCAAGUUUAGUAUGUGAGACCAUUAAAUGUGAACAUAGUUUUUUGGGUCUGAAUACUUUUUCUAGGCACUCUAUGACCAUAAACAAAUUAUGAAAAGAGAGCUAUAUAACAGUGUGGUUCCGUCCAGGUCAUCAGAUUCCAACCACUAAGAAAACAGUAAUGCUGCCAACAAAAAAUAAACACUUAAGGAAUAUAGAAAUUGACAGCAUGAUAAAGGGCAGUCAGACAUAACAAGCUGCUUCUUGAACUUCACCCUAGAAUUGCUCAUUUUGUUAUUUUCUAGUUUUUCAUUUUUAAUGUUGCACUCCAGAUUUAAAUUAUGUAUUUAAUAUUGUGAGCACAUCUUUUGUGCUUCUUUUGUUUGUUGAUAUGAUUGAUUUUUUUUUUUUAAUUUAUUUUGCUUGAGAAAACUGAAAAUUAAAUAUUUGGAUUAUAAAGGGCACACUGAGACAUAUUCAUAAAAUGUAGUCAUCUGUGAGUACUGGACAUGUUAACCUCAUCAUAUUUUGUGAAUUGCUUUUGUAAGAUCUUGUCCGACCUUUUGAGUUUUUGCUUGUUUUCAUGUUCUAAAGUAUCAGUUUUUUUGUCAGGGCUAACAAACAUAAUGCUUGAGGACUUUUCUUUGUUUAUUACAGUCAUUCUGGGGGGGAAAAGAAAAUCAGUAAUGUUUUUGGCUGGAGAUGGUGUUUGAUUUACUGAAUUACCAAAGAAAUACCAAUCAUAUUUGUUGUACUUAAUAAAUAUUUUAUUUUUCA
Molecule: messenger RNA, 3631 nt
Organism: Erpetoichthys calabaricus (reedfish)
Lineage: Eukaryota; Metazoa; Chordata; Cladistia; Polypteriformes; Polypteridae
Product: protein FAM3B-like
Exons: 8
Coding region: 166-873 (235 amino acids)
Source: RefSeq, a predicted model, not a curated record